GGAGAGGCGCGGGGGAGAAGAAGAUGCAGAUUUUCGUGAAAACCUUAACUGGCAAAACCAUAACUCUCGAGGUCGAGAGCAGCGACACCAUCGACAAUGUCAAAGCCAAGAUCCAAGACAAGGAAGCCGAAAUGAUAAACUCGUUUGUGUCCAUUGGAAUACCGCCGGAUCAACAGCGUCUCAUCUUCGCCGGCAAGCAGCUCGAAGAUGGCCGGACUUUAGCUGACUACAAUAUCCAAAAAGAGUCUACACUCCAUCUGGUGUUGAGGCUGAGGGGAGGAAUCAUUGAGCCUUCUUUGAUGGCUUUGGCUCGUAAGUACAAUCAAGACAAGAUGAUUUGCCGCAAGUGUUAUGCUCGUCUGCAUCCAAGGGCUGUGAACUGUAGAAAGAAGAAGUGUGGCCAUAGCAACCAGUUGAGGCCUAAGAAGAAGAUCAAGUAGAUUUUAACUGUUGCGCCUUGUGUACUAUGGAAUGAGACUGAAGAUAUGCUGCUUUUUUAAAAACAAGAAAAAAAACCUUUUUUCUUUUUUUGCUCUUGUUAUUUCCCCUUUGUUUAAUUGAAACAUGUGAGAUCUUGGGUUAGCAAGCUUCUAUUUUAUUGUGGUAAAUUCAUUUGAAUUGAGCUUUAUAAAAUAUAAAAAUAAAA
This is a messenger RNA of Rubroshorea leprosula, 646 nucleotides long. The record is from the annotation of a GenBank genome assembly. Lineage: Eukaryota; Viridiplantae; Streptophyta; Magnoliopsida; Malvales; Dipterocarpaceae.